UAUUUAAAAUUGAUAUUACCGCCAAAAUGGUAAAGACGUAAAGUUUCAUGAAAUGUCGACUGGAGGACGAGUGUGAAUGUUACAUCGCUGAAAAUAUUCUAUUAUUGUUAUGGGGGAAUUUAAAAUCCACCACGCCGUCAGCGAGUUAAUUGAUUCUUUGGGGCUUACAGAUUUGGUUGCACCUGAAAAGUUUGUGAAAAACUUAGUAACAUCUCCUUCCCAAGUGCAAAUAUCAAACACGAGAGAAAUCGUCCAGUCUUUAGCUGCCGUGAGCUCAAAUCCGGCUGAAAUAAUCAGCAAAUAUGAAGAGCUUCGAGACAAAAAUUAUGCUGAGCUGGAUCCAUUUGUCUUGAUACUCUCAAAAAUGAAAGAGUCAAAGACCGUGAUUCGUUCAGUUAGGGCUGGUUUGCCAAAAGAAUCAGCAAAAAACUAUUGUACCAGCACCGAUAGCAACCAAGGAUCUGGUCCAUCAACAUCUACACCAAUAGUGGUUGGGGGUGUGAAAUUAAAAGAAUUGAAAAGCAGGUUGCAAACUGCAAGUGAAGGCUCCGUAGGUCAUCCAGUUAUAGAACUAGCAGAAAAGAGAUGCACAACCAAGGAAAUCAUUCAAAAGAAUCCUAAAUGGUUUCUCUCCAGACCUUUCCUGUCUUGGGACUAUCCCGUCGCUGGGUUAUUAGAUUCCCAGUUACUACAAAUAGCUCCUUUGGGGAAUGUGCCUGUAGGAGAUCAAGAAAGAAUUCUUCUAGAGGAGCUUUUAUACGUCCUUAGUGGGUUUGAUGGAGACUACAUACGGGCACUCCCCUUGUCAUCAAAUAUCGACGAGAGAAAAUUCGAAAUUGAUGAAAGUGUUGACGAUUCCUUAAAGGAAAUGGUUCGACGAUUUUUUCCUAUCUUAGCCUCUUAUUCAAUAAUUGAGCGCUUUUACGAAAGCCGUUCUGGAUUUGAUUUCGGAAUGGUAAAUGAUGCCCUGGCAUCGGCAAUUGGCAAUUUAGUUCAUGAAUAUCGAAUAUUUGUCUGUCAAUUGGAAAGCUUACUGCUUAAGUCAGAGUUAAGUCUACAAAAAGCUUGGUACCUUCUUCAGCCCAAUGUUGCAACAUUACAUCAGUUGCAUCAUGUGACAUUGUCUUUGAUGAGAGCUAAAGCUCAAGGUGGCCAAGUAUUGUCUGUAUUACAUCAACAGACAAUGGAAGCCAUGGGGAAUGAUAAGCAACAGAAACUUUUGCUUUCCCUCACUCGUUCUGCAGCCCAACCUUAUUGGGAGAUUUUACAGAAAUGGAUCUACCAAGGUUCAGUUGAAGACCCAUACCUAGAAUUUAUGGUUGAAGACCAUCAAGUAGUUUCAAUGGACAAGCUGUCCCCAACAGCGUACAGCGAUGACUAUUGGGAGAAACGUUAUACAUUACGGCGCGAUCGAGUACCCUCGUUUCUCCUCCCGCUUACUGACCAAAUACUUCGCACAGGAAAAUAUCUCAACGUCAUCAAACAGUGUGGAAUGAAAGUUAAACCACCAAAAGUUGAUGAUUUGUGUUAUACCCUCGAUGGAUCCGGCUACAAAGAAGCAAUUGAAAAGGCUUACAGCUACGCCUCAGAGACCUUGUUGCAUGUUCUCAUGCAGGAUUAUGAUCUUCUCGGUCGGCUCAAGUCCGUGAAAUAUUACUUUUUCCUGAACGCGGGAGAUUUUAUCCUGCACUUCCUCUCGCUGUGUGGAGCAGAAUUGGUAAAGAACGUUGACGAUGUAAUGCCAAGCAGAUUGGAAUCAUUGCUUGAAUUGGCACUUCGGACUUCGACAGCCAAUGCUGAUCCUUUCAAAGACGACCUCGGUCUUGAAUUACUCUCCUACGACCUGACUACCCAGAUGGUUCGCAUUCUUUCUAUACAAACCCAUGAAGAACGCGUGGAAGGAAACCACUCAAUGGAUCAUGUACGGUUGACCGGAUUGGAAGCCUUCUCCUUUAUGUAUCGUGUCCGGUGGCCCGUUUCACUUGUAUUCACAACCAAAGUCAUGGCGUGCUAUCAGAUGAUUUUCCGUCACCUUUUUCUGACUAAAUAUGUGGAAAAUCUCCUGGGGCGGGUUUGGAUUUCCCACAAAAUUGUGCGCAACUACUCCUUCCCGACUAGCCUGUGGUACAACAAUGCAUUCGCUCUUCGACAUCGCAUGCUGCAUUUCAUUCAAAAUUUGCUGUAUUACAUUACAGUUGAAGUUCUUGAGCCCUCCUGGCAAGUUUUUGUUGAAAAAAUCAGAAAAGUGGACAACGUAGAUCAGGUCAUCUCAACUCAUAUGGAACUUCUGAACAUCUGCAUGAAAGAGUCUAUGUUAACAGACCCUGCUCUUCUGCAAACAGCAACCAAGCUGAUUAAACUCUGUGAAGCAUUUGCUCAUUUUAUUCUUAAAAUGCAUCGCCAUGCUAAAGAAGCUGAAAUGGGAUUGAGCAGCCUUGCAAAUGUAACGUCUCUGAGUGAAGUGCUUCUUAUUUCUCCUGGGGACGUAUUCCUUCCAGAAAACAGUGAUACAUUCGACCAAAACGUUGCACGCAUGGAGUUACAAUUUACCACGCUGCUCGCCGACUUAUUGCACAGGAUUGCCGAAAUGGGCCAUGAAAGCUAUGAUUCUCAUAUGUUAACCUUAUUGAACCGGUUGGAUUUUAACAACUAUUAUACAGAGAAGGUGAUUCAGUUCACCUUGAAAUCGAACCAAACGGAUGAGACAAUUUCCGGAUAGGGUAUACCAGAGAUAAAGCUUCUUUCUUCCCUGAUGCAUAGCUUGUUUACAAGCGAUGAGUUCUCAUGAGAUCAAUAAAAUUCCCAGGUAUUCUACUAAAA
Messenger RNA from Daphnia magna, 2820 nucleotides. RefSeq names its product gamma-tubulin complex component 2. Gene Ontology annotation, cellular component: spindle pole; centrosome; equatorial microtubule organizing center. The record is from RefSeq and is a predicted model, not a curated record. Lineage: Eukaryota; Metazoa; Arthropoda; Branchiopoda; Diplostraca; Daphniidae. Gene Ontology annotation, biological process: microtubule nucleation; cytoplasmic microtubule organization; mitotic cell cycle. The coding region runs from base 110 to 2719 and encodes 869 amino acids. Gene Ontology annotation, molecular function: gamma-tubulin binding; microtubule minus-end binding. The transcript has 13 exons.